Molecule: messenger RNA, 6057 nt
Organism: Sarcophilus harrisii (Tasmanian devil)
Lineage: Eukaryota; Metazoa; Chordata; Mammalia; Dasyuromorphia; Dasyuridae
Gene: GPR21
Product: G protein-coupled receptor 21
Exons: 1
Coding region: 207-1241 (344 amino acids)
Biological process (GO): G protein-coupled receptor signaling pathway
Cellular component (GO): membrane
Molecular function (GO): G protein-coupled receptor activity
Source: RefSeq, a predicted model, not a curated record
CACAGCUGCUGUAGGCUCUGGAUGCCACAAGGAAGUUAUAGAGCAGACACAUUUAAAGGGGAAUUACACUGCAGGAAAUGCACAAGGAGGGCAGCACCUGGAGUAAGUGGAUCUGGUGUAAUUCCCCACUCAACUCAUGACAGUGACAGCAGCUCUUUCUCCAAGAGGCAGAAGUAUGAAGUGAAGACGCUUUUGCAGCCCUCAAGAUGAACUCCACCUUGGAAGGGAAUCAGAGCAGCCCUCCUUUUUGCCUUCUGGCAGUUAACUAUUUGGAGACUAUCAAUUUUUGUCUCUUGGAAGUAAUGAUCAUUAUUUUUUUAACUGUGCUCAUCAUUUCAGGCAACAUCAUUGUGAUUUUUGUUUUCCAUUGUGCACCUUUACUAAACCAUCACACUACAAGCUAUUUUAUCCAGACUAUGGCAUAUGCUGACCUCUUGGUAGGAGUGAGCUGCCUGGUCCCUUCCUUAUCAUUACUGCAUUAUCCCCUUCCGUUGGAGGAGUCCUUGACCUGCCAAGUAUUUGGCUAUGUGGUGUCAGUGCUGAAGAGCGUCUCUAUGACUUCUCUGGCCUGCAUUAGUAUUGACAGGUACAUAGCAAUCACCAAACCUUUGACCUACAACACAUUAGUCACACCCUGGAGACUCCGAAUUUGUAUCUUGGUGAUUUGGUUCUAUUCUACCCUGGUUUUCCUACCUUCUUUCUUUCACUGGGGUAAACCUGGAUAUCAUGGAGAUGUGUUUCAGUGGUGUGCUGAAUCCUGGCCCACUGACCCAUACUUUAGCCUCUUCAUUGUGUUGAUGCUCUAUGCCCCUGCAGCUUUCGUGGUGUGCUUUACCUACUUCAACAUUUUCCGCAUCUGCCAGCAGCAUACUAAGGAGAUUAGUGAAAGGCGGGCCCGUUUCAGUAGCCAGAGCAGAGAAGCUGGGGACAUGCAGUCCUGCCCAGAGAAGCGCUACGCCAUGGUCCUGUUCCGUAUCACCAGUGUUUUCUAUAUCCUCUGGCUGCCAUACAUCAUUUACUUCUUGAUGGAGAGCUCUGCUGGCUUCAGCAACCGCACCGCAUCCUUCUUGACAACCUGGCUUGCCAUUAGCAACAGUUUCUGCAAUUGUGUCAUUUACAGUCUCUCCAACAGUGUUUUCCAAAAAGGACUGAAGAGACUCUCUGGGGCAGUGUGUACCUCUUGUGUAAGGCCAACAGCAGCCAAGGACUCUUGUCCUAAGAGUAAAGGGGGCCAUGUCUGAAAUGACUCUCAGCAUGCUUGUGUUACUGGUGUUUCUUAGUUAGAAAAUUGGGAACAAAAAUCAUAUCAUCUUAACUUCUGUAUUUGAAAGAAGAUUUUUCUGAGCAGUAUUUUGGGGCCCUAAUAAUUAAAACAAUAAACAUAAAUUGUUGGAUACAAUUUUUAAAAUGUCAAGGAAAAUAUUCUGGUUCUCAAAUCAUGCCAUGCACAGCAUUUCUCUUGGGCUGGUAUGACUGCACAUGGAUACAGGGUAGCUUCAGCGUCGAUGGGCCUUCGUUUUGUAUGGCUUUACUGUGUUCUUUCCAACUAUUUAUAUUACAUGUAUAAAUGGUUUCUAUGGGCAGGAAUGUCCAACUGUGGCAGUGAAUUCUAGGAAUCCUUAUGUUUGCCAAAGUGUAACUUCACUGCAAGUUUCAACACUAUCAGUUGGGCCAAGGUAGGGAGGGUGGCAGAUUUUUAUGUCUUUCUCCCCUGAAGUGAGCGCUCUCCACAGAUUGAGUAAUGUGAUCCCUUGAACAUUAACUUUAUAAAUUUGCAAUGAGCCAUGCAGUAAUCGUGCAAUCAAGUCAUGAGGUUGAUGAGAAGCUGAGCUAACUUCAGCACUAUGCCCUGCUUCACAGCUCUCUAAAGAACCAUUAUACAGGGAUAUGAUUUAAUUUAUAGGAUUUGUCUUGUGUGCGUGGGGAGGAGGUAUGUAUGCAUGUGUGUGCACGCUUUGAAUAUUUGAAUUCAGUCAAAUAUAUCUGUUACAGUAAAAUGUAUUUUAAUAAGCUAAAAAACAAUUAUCUUUAAUGAUAUAGUUGGGGCUGCAAUUUUGAUCAUAUUGUUAAGUUAAACAGAUAUAUUAUAAAAAUCUUACCAGAAAUGAUAUUUGUUUUGCUUAUUUUAUCCAAAGACUUUUGAGACCUUAUCAAUUAGAAUAUCAGGGAAAAGAACAGAGACUGAGGGAAAGAAGCAUUUUUUGAGGCUUAUUUUAGUCAUAACUAAAAUCAGUGAAUACAACAGCAGCUAAUUCUUUUUUGGAAAUGUUCCAGGUCUGUUGCUAGCUAAAUAAUAUCUUAAAUGUUCACUUUGUGAAAAUGUAUUUAAGGAAUCUUCAUUUGAAAAGAAUAUGGGGAGUUGCUAAGCAAGGACUAAUUUUUGCUUGCUUGGAAAAAAUCUUGGUGGAUUGAGGUUCUUAGUUCUUUAAAAAAAAACUGUCCUUUUAGCCAGAGUGUUAACAAUUUUAAGUUUCAAAUUUAAUUCUAUUGACCUAUUUAUUCUAGAGAAUUGAUGUUGGGUGGUUUGUUAUUUAAAUAUAUAGUUGUUUUAUGAGCAAGAGAUUUAAUGGAUUUGUGGUUUUGUCAUAAAGAAUGUUUCCUCCAUUUACAGCAACCUUUCACUUGUUAGUUUUUAUGAGUUACCAUAGUUGAAGACAUUUGUCUUCUUGUAACCAGGUUUCUAUUGAUGAGCCCAUUUGCAUUUAGCUAUACUGGUGUCUUAGACAACAGACAUAUCAGCUUCAUUCUUAGUAGGGCCUCCUAGAGCUUUUGCUCUGAUGAUAUACCCUUUGAAAACUCAGGACCCCCCUCCACACUACAUUUCAACAUCAGAAAAGGACUUUGAUAGAGGAAAUAUUCUCAAUGGAGAAUAAACAUUCCCCAAGAAGUUAAAUGCUUUGUCAUAUUCUUUUAUUUUUUUAGAGGAAGUUUUCAAAGAGAAUAUUUAGUACUGCCAUUUGAGUAGAGAUAGUAUGAAUGAUGAUAACAACAUCAACUCAUUUUUCUGUAGUUCUUACUAUUAAAGCACUUUCCUCAAAACCAAUCCUGUGAGAGAUCAGUAAUGUAAAUUUUUUCCAAUUUUACAGAUGAGAAUACUGAGGCUCAGAAACAUAAAGUGGCCUGCCUAUAGUCACUUAAUGUCAUAAAAUUUAGUAUGUGUGAGAUCCAUCACUCAAAUUAUUUAUUCUGACUUUAAGACCCUUUCAGUAUCAUAGUUAUCUCUACCUGUAUUGAUGAUGUUCAAUGAGAUGAAAAGCAAAAAGGGGCAAAGGAGGGAGGGCUGAGAAUAGAGUAGAACACACAUCUGAAUUAUUUCACAGCUCUAAGAAAUAAUUGCAGAUCUUUGAUAAAAUUUGUAGGCGUGUGUGUGUGUGUGUGUGUGUGUGUGUGUGUGUUUUGGGGUUGUUUGUUUUGUUUUUAAGUUUUAUUUUCUACCAGCAUUCUUAGAGCCUUUGGGAAAAUGGCUUAUUUAUGUUUAUAAGGCUUUUAUGUUGUUUGAACUUAAUAUAUAUGGCAUGUUUCAAUUUAUAGUCUGUAUUAUGCUGUUAUGCAAAAUUAAUUCUUAAAUGAUUGGGUAUUUAUUAAAAACCUAGACUUCAUAUUCUUUAUUCUCUGUGGUAGCUUGCUUGCUGUUUAUUUUAAAUCUGAUUUUGAGCUUCUUUGCUAUUAUUCAAAGCUUGUCCUGAAAUCAUAUGUUGUAUUGAAAGUAACCAUAUGGAAUCAGCACUGAAUAGAACCCACGACCACCUUUUUCUACCUCCUAAAACAGCUAUUAUAUUGUACUCUUCGCACUCCUUGUUAUUAAAAGGUGACGACCCUGGAAGAUGAACAGCCACUGUCCUUUGCCCAUGUGUCAGGUAGAAAGACAGUUUAUUUAUUAAGAUAUGUGUACAAUGUGUUGGUGAAAUUCACAUUAGUAAAUAUUGAAGUCUUGAGAAAGCCAGUUUUUUUUAACUAAAUUUCACAACAAGGUGAUAGGUUUUCUUUCUGUUUAUGAUACUUCUCAAAGCCUAUAAUUCUUUUCUAGUAGAAAUGUUUCCUAGGCAAGAACUUAAUUCUGUUUAAUUGAAUAAACACUAGUUAGCCCCUGCUAUGUAAAGGGUACUGGGCUUAUAGAACUAAGGGAGAAACCAAAUUUAGUUAAGCUAGAGUUCCUCCCUGUUAAGGACAUGUGACCCUCCAAUAGGAUCAUGGAACUGUUGAGAGCAUUUAUCCCUUUCCCUCAUUUGUAUCCCUGAGGAAACUAAAACCUCUAGAGAGAAAAGAACUUGCCCAGGGUCCCAUAGGGAGAAGGUGACAGAACUGGAACCCAGCUGGAGCAAAUAGUGCAUGAUAUAGAUGUAAGAGUGGGUAACAUUAGAGCUAGUGAUGUCUGAGAUGGAGAAGAUAUUUACUGAUAGAAGGAAAUGAAAAUUUUCAUAGGACUGAUAGCAUUUGAGAUGGACUUUAAAGAAUGUAUAGGAAUUCAUUAGGUGGGCUGAAUAAAGGAGAGGAUAGAACCUUUUAGGAAUUUGGAGCAGCACAUAGGCAUAAGCAUGGAGAUGGAAAAACUCCAACCAUUUUGAUGAGGGCAUGAAAAAUCUGGCAGGGAGUAGGUUUAAAUAAAGAUGUACUUUGAAGGCUCUUGAAUGCUAGUCUAACAGGUUUGAGGGCUUUGCAUAGUGUGAAUAGAGGAGUGAUGGAUGGAGCAGAUAUAUAAGAGAAAUAUAUCUAGCCUUUAAUGAGAAUGGAUUGUUGAGGAUGAGUGUAGGUAGAAAAAGAUGUUAAGAGAUUCUUGCAGUACUCCAGACAGAUGGCAAGGGGAUCUGAUCUGUAUUAGCAGUGGGAAAUGAAUAGAAAGAAUACUGUGGAGAAAUAAGUAUUAAUAAAUAUUAAGUUCCAAGUAAUGCCUGAGUGAGCUGCUAGUCUCUUUACAACCAAAAGAUUAUUGCUUUUGAAAGUUUCUUGCAGUUAAUAUUUUAAUUUUUUUUUCUAAUGCCAAAUUUAGAUUCUGUAGCAGGUGUUAGCAGAAAGAGAAAUUAAGUUGAAAAAGGAAUUUUGAAAAAUAUGACUUAUAUUUGUAAAUACUUCAUGCAGUCAGUUUUUUUAAGUGUCUUCAUUUAAUGCCAUAGUCAAUAAUAUACAGUUCAAAUACCAAAUGUACUUCAGAGUGGAAAAAAUAGAUACCUAUAUGUGUGUACACACAUGCAAACACCCACACACAUACACAUAUUUUUAGAUUCAAUUACCUUCCUGGUAGGACAGUUCCUUUAACUUUAUAUAUUAUGUAGUUGCUAGGUCUCAGAAUAGAUAAGCUUACAUCCUUUGUUUUUGAUGAUUUGACAACACUGGCAUAACAACAUGGCAAAGUGUCACAUUCUUCCAAAGGAAAUUUGGAAAUAAAGUUAUGUUAAUGCUUUAUAUUUUAAAAUUAUUUCUUACAGUUUCUUCUAAUGGUCUUGUAAAAGUUGUCUUGAUUCUUUGAUAGUAGUGUUGGGUGACAGUAGUUAGUAAAGGGCAAUGUACCACUCAGCUGCUUUCUUGAAAAGGGUCAUCAAAUACAUUGAAAUAAAAUGGCCAUUUGAGAGCACUUUAAAUGGAAUUAUUGACUCUGAUCUGUAAAAUAUGUUUCUCUAGGUUUCUUUGCUAAGCAUCUGUAAAAAUAGUUGAAUAAUGUUCAUUAAGUCACUGGCAUCAAAACUUGAAUUUUCAUAUUAGAAAUAAUUUGAAAAUGAGGACCUGAGGUAAAGUCAGAGUUAUCUCUGCUAGAGUGGGUCUCUCUACCUUUCAGAUUAGGCAAAAAUUUUUUUAGUUUUCUCUUUAGAUAUAAUUUCCCCAUUUUCCCCAUCUUUAAAAAAAAAAAAAAGGCUUUCAUAGAGGUUGACUUGACUGUAGGAGAAAGCUUCAUUUAUGUGACUAUUGUGAUUUUUUUAAUCAAAAAAUUAAAACUAACAUGUGCAGUGUUCAUUGCAGUUCAUACAUUGUUGCAUAUAAAGAUUUGGGAGUAUUUAAAUACUCCCAAGUAUAAGAAAUUUUUCUUAAUAAUUUAGAAUUUUGAAAAAUAUAUGAAUCAUUAUC